AUGGCCGUGCCUCGCCCUUAUAUGCCUCUGCGGAGGACAAUCUUGAACCUUGCACCACGAACGAGUCGCACUGGUUCUCGAGUUUCUUUUCGAAAGUAUUCGACAGAGGGAAAGCCGCCCAAACCGGAGCCGUUUACCGUGUGGAGGCCAUACUUGCGAUUGGCCGUUGGGGUCCCAUUCAUCGGUGCUUUGAUAUACUCCAUGAUGACUGGUGAAGUGACCGAGCUCGACUCCCCCUCCAUCGUGGAGCUCGAUGAGUCCUUGAAGAAGCAGUCGACAAUCAGCGAAACGUCCCCCAUGCGUCUGCGCAUGGAGAAAUUGAUCAAAGAACACCAGCAAAAGAUCGUGGAGGAACUGAGCCGAAUCGACGGCAAAUCCUUCCAUUCGGACACCUGGAACCGGCCAAACGGUGGCGGCGGAAUCUCCUGCGUCCUCCAGGAUGGCAACGUUUUCGAGAAGGCUGGUGUCAAUGUGUCGAUCGUCUACGGGGAGCUGCCCCGGCCGGCCAUCGAGAAGAUGCGGGCCGAUCACAAGUCAUUCGUCGGUGCCGACGUCGAGUCCCUCAGCUUCUUCGCCGCGGGCCUCUCGCUCGUCCUGCACCCGCACAAUCCCAUGGCCCCGACGGUCCACCUCAACUACCGGUACUUCGAGACCUCGGACCCGAAGGACCCUAUCAACGGGGAGAAGAACUGGUGGUUCGGCGGCGGCACGGAUCUGACCCCGAGCUACCUCUUCCCCGAAGAUGUGAAGCACUUCCACCAGACCAUCAAGGACGCCUGUGACCGCCACGACGCCACCUACUACCCCCGCUUCAAAGCAUGGUGCGACAAGUACUUUUACCUGCCUCACCGCAAGGAGUCUCGCGGCGUUGGCGGCAUCUUCUUCGAUGACCUCGACGCCAGCUUCCUAGAAUCUUCCGCGACCUCGUCGCAAAACCCGCAGGAGACGCUCUUCUCCUUCGUCUCCGACGGUCUCGCCUCUUUCCUCCCCUCCUACGUUCCCAUCAUCGAACGCCGCAAGGACAUGCCGUUCACCCCCGCCGAGAAAGAAUGGCAGCAGCUGCGGCGCGGUCGCUACGUGGAGUUCAACCUGGUCUACGACCGCGGCACGAGUUUCGGCCUGCGCACCCCGAAUGCUCGGAUCGAGAGUAUCUUGAUGAGUCUGCCGCGGACUGCCGGCUGGGCCUACAUGGAUGCCGUGUCCGGGACCCGGACUGAAGCAUCUACAGAGGAAGAAGAGCAGCAGGGUGAAGAUAAGGUGCGGGAAAGAGAGAUCAUGGACGUGCUGAGGCAUCCCCGGCAAUGGGUGUAG
Aspergillus campestris IBT 28561 is the source of this 1311-nucleotide messenger RNA. RefSeq names its product coproporphyrinogen oxidase (gene hem13). NCBI's taxonomy places the organism in Eukaryota, Fungi, Ascomycota, Eurotiomycetes, Eurotiales, Aspergillaceae. Gene Ontology annotation, cellular component: cytoplasm; mitochondrial intermembrane space. The coding region runs from base 1 to 1311 and encodes 436 amino acids. The record is from RefSeq and is a predicted model, not a curated record. Gene Ontology annotation, molecular function: coproporphyrinogen oxidase activity. The transcript is spliced from 2 exons.